AUGGGCGCCACACCGGUCGCAGCGAUACUACUUGUCCUGACCGCGGCGUCCCACGGCUUUCACACUGACGUUACUAGAAACACGUCACUCGGUCUAGUUAAGGGUAACCGGCUCGUGGUACUCGGUCGUCCAGUCGAGGAGUACCUCGGUAUCCCUUACGCCAAACCACCAAUAGGAGGACUCCGUUUCACGCCACCACGACCUGCUGAACCAUGGCAAGGUACUCUGGAUGCCAGGAGCAGAAAAACCGCGUGUCCUCAGGUGUUCACGAUGCCCCACGCUUUCGGUAACAUCGAACACACAGAAGACUGCCUACAUCUGAACGUGUGGAGUCCCCAGAACCGAACCCAAGAAGCCGCUCCUGUUCUAGCUUGGAUCCACGGCGGCGGUUUCAUGCAGGGAUCGUCUGGACAAAGCCUUUACAACGGCGCCGUGCUAGCCGCCAGGACUGGUCUGGUCAUCGUGGGCCUGAACUACCGUCUCGGAAUUCUCGGCUUCCUGGACGCCAACACGACGCAAGCGCCAGGCAACGUUGGCCUCAUGGACCAGAACAUGGCCCUCAAGUGGAUCCGCGACCACAUCGGACGCUUCGGCGGCGACCCUUUGAAAGUGACCAUUUUCGGCGAGAGUUCGGGCGCUAUGAGUGCCCACGCGCACGUCAUCUCCCCAGUGAGCCGUGGAUUAUUCCUAAGAGCGUGUCUAAUGAGCGGUACUCUACAGGGUCAAGGUUUCUAUCAGACAGUGAACGAGAGCAUGAGCAAGGGAAAUACUAUCGCCGUAGCACUCGGCUGCUCAGACAACGAGACGAACAUGUUUACAGAUCCAGAUACAGUCGUCGCGUGCUUGCGCUCCAAAAACCCCUUCGAACUCGCUCGUUUAGCGAGCACGAUAUUCAAGCCCAAGAUAUUCCCUUUCCUGCCAACUUUUCCUAACAAAUUCUUCCCCGUGGAACCCCGCCGAGCCGUCAAACAAGGAUCCUUCAACGCAGCCGAUCUCUUCGUCGGAGUCACUUCAGACGAAGGGGCGAUAGCCCUCAUGUUCCCCAUCAGCAACGAAAUCAUCCCACGCGAAUUCCACGGCGGCCUCACUGGAACCCAAUUCGAAAGCUCAGUACGUGAACGCGUGUUCGCGUGGCUGAAGGCGGAUUUCGCCAGACCGUUGGACGCGUACAUACCCAAGAAGAAUGACAGUCAGUCUCUGAGACGCGGUUAUGUGGACUACCUAACGGACUCUCUGUUCGUUUGUCCCAUGCACCUUACCGCGGAGGAAAUUUCCAGCAAGGAACACUCUGUGUACACCUAUGUAUUUGGCCACCGGUCCAAGAAGAGUACGCUCCCACCCUGGAUGGGAACUCCUCACGGCUGGGAUGUCAGCUACACAUUUGGGAUGCCCCUUGUAAACCAAGAGCGUUUCAAUGCUCAAGACAUGAAUGUCUCGGAAGUGGUGAUCACGGCUGUGUCGACGUUCGCUUCAACAGGAACAGAGGAUCCUGGAAAGAUGGGUGGAUCUGUGACCCCUAUUCUGCUACUCUUCAUCACGGCGUCCUGUGGCUUUGCCUCUGAUGUUGUGAAAAACACACGGUUGGGCUGGAUCAAGGGCAACCGUCUUGAAAUACUAGGUCGCGCAGUGGACGAGUUCCGCGGGAUACCGUACGCGCAGCCUCCCUUGGAUGCGUUACGUUUCAGGCCGCCGCGACCAUAUGGACCAUGGAAUGGCACACUGGACGCCAGAAGCAAAAGGACCGCGUGUCCGCAGGUCGUGUCAAAUCCCAAAGCCUUUGCAAGCGUCCAGCUCACGGAAGACUGUCUGCAGCUAAACAUAUGGAGCCCGCAAGAGCGCGCCGGAGGCACCGUUCCUGUGCUUGUUUGGAUCCAUGGCGGUGGAUUCACGCAUGGCUCAUCUGCUCAGGACGUGUGCAACGGUGUCGUUCUUGCAGCGAGAACGGGUCUCGUAGUAGCGAGCUUCAACUAUCGACUCGGGUUCUUGGGCUUCCUGGACGCGCAGUUCCCAGAAGCUCCAGGCAAUGUAGGUCUACUGGACCAAAACUUGGCCCUGAAUUGGAUCCGCGGUAAUAUUGACCAGUACGGCGGGGACCCUUCGAGAGUGACCAUUUUCGGCGACAGCGCCGGCGGUAUGAGCGUUCACGGCCAUGUGAUCUCACCCUUGAGCAACGGUCUCUUCGCCAGAGCAUGUCUGAUGAGCGGAACUCUGCACGGUCGCGACUUUAUUGAGCCAUCAAGUGAUAGUAUAAGUAAGGGAGACCUCGUCGCCAAAGCAGUGGACUGUGCAGAUAGUGAGCGAAAUUUGACCACAGACCCGGAAUACGUUCUUGAGUGCCUCCGCUCUAAGAACGCCUCUGAGCUCGUACGUGUCACGAACACUGUCCUAAGUCCCAAGUUCUUUCCGUUUCUACCUACCUUUCCCAACGAUUUUCUUCCCAUGGAUCCGAGCGCGGCGGUCAAACAAGGACUGUUCAACGCAGCCGACCUCAUGGCCGGAGUGACCUCCGACGAGGGAGCAACGGCUUUGAGAUCCCUCCCGAACAACCUCGACCACUUCGAUCGUAAGAGAUUGGAGCAAACGUUGCAUUUUCUAAUCUUCCCCUGGCUCAAGACGAAUUUUUCGAAACCACUGGACGUGUACAAAGCCGAGGCUUUUGACAAUGAAUUGCUAAGGCGUGCCUAUACCGACUACCUAUCCGACUCUGUAUUCUUUUGUCCCAUGCACUUCACGGCUGCGGAACAUUCGAACAGGAAUCAGUCGGUGUUCACCUACGUGUUCGGUCACCAGUCCAGGAAGAAUCCGCUUCCGUCGUGGAUGGGGACACCUCACAGCUACGACGUUAACUACAUGUUGGGUAGACCUCUUGUCGACCAAAGGAAUUACACUGCUGAAGAUGCCCGCGUGUCAGAGUUGGAUAUCACGGCUUUGUCGACGUUCGCUUCAACCGGGGUGCCGAAGCUUCCAGGAGACCAACCGUGGCCCAAGUACACGUCUGACAACAAGGUUUCAGUAUAUAUUUCUGGCAACAACGUUACGGACAUCCGCGACUUUCACAUGGAAAAGUGUGAAGUCUGGAAGAAAUUCUGGAAAAUGUAAACGCCAUCAAUACGCAACAGAACGCUUGU
Molecule: messenger RNA, 3128 nt
Organism: Rhipicephalus sanguineus (brown dog tick)
Lineage: Eukaryota; Metazoa; Arthropoda; Arachnida; Ixodida; Ixodidae
Product: acetylcholinesterase
Exons: 5
Coding region: 1-3099 (1032 amino acids)
Biological process (GO): acetylcholine catabolic process; choline metabolic process
Cellular component (GO): plasma membrane
Molecular function (GO): acetylcholinesterase activity
Source: RefSeq, a predicted model, not a curated record